Paramacrobiotus metropolitanus is the source of this 802-nucleotide messenger RNA. RefSeq lists its product as uncharacterized. The transcript has 3 exons. The record is from RefSeq and is a predicted model, not a curated record. NCBI's taxonomy places the organism in Eukaryota, Metazoa, Tardigrada, Eutardigrada, Parachela, Macrobiotidae. The coding region runs from base 26 to 562 and encodes 178 amino acids.
GGCCAAAAUUUCGCCUUAAAAGCCGAUGGUUGGCAGUUAUGACAUUCAGUUGGGUCCCAUCCGCACUAACAAUCACCUACAUUUGUCUUACAAGCUACCGCAUCACAGACGACACUCUUCAACCAUGGCCAAGCUAGCAGUGUUUUUCUUCCUCGUGUUGGCGGUCACCUACUCUUCCGCUGCACCGAACAACAACUGCAAAUGGGUUAAGAAAGACAAGGGUCCAGUGGGCGGUGCCACCGAUUCCGUUGGCCAAGGAGUGGGUGGUGUAUUUGGCGGUGGAUGGGGCGCCGUUAUGCCGACAGAUGCCGUGCAGGGUGCAAUUGCCGGCGCCAGCGGUGAUGAAUCUCAGGACCAGAGCAACAAACAGGGCUUGGGCGCGAUCACCAAUAUGGGUGGCCGGGCUGUGGGACAAACAUGGGGCGCGGUGGUGCCCAACUCUGUUCGCUGUGGAAGUAUCAAAGCGGCCAAGCAAACAGGAAACGUUGGAACGCCGAAACAAGAUCCCGCCUGUGCUGAUGGUCAGUGGCUGGAUAAUCGCGGUCGUCCGUGCAACCCUUAAGCAGAACGAUAGUGGAUAAGCCCCACAACUUGUAUUAAGAGACCAAAAAAUGCAGCAUCAAGAACGUGCGUGUAUAGACAUGUAAACUGGCAGCAGCAAUAGUUACGUAACAGUCCACCAGGAAACCACGGCCUUAUAUGAUCUGCGUCCGAAAUUACAUCAAGAAAUACUUCCAUGUCCGAGUGAUUUCGGUGCAAAAAUGACAGAUAAAUCAGAUAUGUUUGACCGCGUCCAUUUAUA